Messenger RNA from Homo sapiens (human), 651 nucleotides. RefSeq names its product splicing factor 3b subunit 6 (gene SF3B6). The coding region runs from base 98 to 475 and encodes 125 amino acids. Gene Ontology annotation, biological process: mRNA splicing, via spliceosome. The record is from RefSeq and is marked reviewed. Gene Ontology annotation, cellular component: nucleus. Lineage: Eukaryota; Metazoa; Chordata; Mammalia; Primates; Hominidae. The transcript has 4 exons. Gene Ontology annotation, molecular function: nucleic acid binding; RNA binding.
GUUGAUGUCCUGCAUCUAACGCGGUGUAACCCCCGAAGCCGAGCGAGCUCCGGAGGAAUUUCAGUAUCUGCUACGGUAACUUCAUCAGCCCGCCAAGAUGGCGAUGCAAGCGGCCAAGAGGGCGAACAUUCGACUUCCACCUGAAGUAAAUCGGAUAUUGUAUAUAAGAAAUUUGCCAUACAAAAUCACAGCUGAAGAAAUGUAUGAUAUAUUUGGGAAAUAUGGACCUAUUCGUCAAAUCAGAGUGGGGAACACACCUGAAACUAGAGGAACAGCUUAUGUGGUCUAUGAGGACAUCUUUGAUGCCAAGAAUGCAUGUGAUCACCUAUCGGGAUUCAAUGUUUGUAACAGAUACCUUGUGGUUUUGUACUAUAAUGCCAACAGGGCAUUUCAGAAGAUGGACACAAAGAAGAAGGAGGAACAGUUGAAGCUUCUCAAGGAGAAAUAUGGCAUCAACACAGAUCCACCAAAAUAAAUGUUUUCUACAUUUUCAUUUGGACUAAAUCCCACGAAUGACAACUACCACCUUUUUUUCCUUUUUAAUUAAUACUAAAUAUUGUGAUUUCUUAUUUGAGGUUCAAAAUGACCUGCUUGAAACUUUGAUACAUAUUGGAAUACAUUAUGUUAAUAAACUUGUAGCUUUUUGUGAAA